AUGGAUGCACAGCUGACUGCCGCUAUGGUCAUGCUGGUGGGACUUGAGAAACGAAUGGAGACCGAUUCGAUGACCUCAUCUGGACGCUACACGACUCAAGCAACAGGAAGUCUGGCAGUGCUCCUGUGGACGAAUAGUAAAUAUGCAGACGUGUUGCAGUAUGAAUUAACCAUUGAUGGAAAUCGUUUGGUUAUACACGUCGAGAAAACAAAGGACCUGGUAUCUGAAAGCUACUCAGAAACCCAUUAUCUUCCGAAUGGUACAGCAGUGACGACAUUCCCCAAAAACAAGACCAUCCAGAUAUGUCAAUGGAAAACCAAAACACCACCACUUAUCGUCCAGACAAAUACAUUAUCCUGCCCACUAUCCACCCAUGACCACGCAACUACCAACAUGGCCCCAUCGACAAAACAGCAACAGCCCCCUUUCAACAGCUUGAGUGAAUACUACAAAGCCACAAAUGUUGGGAGCACGCCUGAUCAUGACACUAAACUAAAUGUAGCACUCUGGGUAAAGCAGCCAACAGCUUUACGCAGCACAGCAGCACACCAGCAGAAAAGGACGGCAAGAAAGGUAAGUGGGGCUAUCCAUACUCGAGGACGCAGGUAUCUGAUUGAGCCUCUUAACCAAACAGAUCAUGAGGCGCAUGUUGUAUUUGAAUCCAAGGAGGAUGCCAACAAAACAUGCGGAGUGACAGGUUCUCCCUGGAAAGAUAAAAGACCUUUCUUCAGACCACGUGCCGGUACUGAUCCAGAGAAAGAAGCAUUUUUAAAGGCAAAGAAAUACAUACAGCUCCUUGUGGUGGCAGAUCUCUCAUUUUACAAGAAAUACAGCCAAAAUAUUGAAAAUGUCAAAAAGAGAAUCUUUGAAAUUAUUAAUUACGUUAACACGGCGUAUAAAGCAAUAAAUACUUUUGUGGCCUUGAUUGGAGUGGAAAUAUGGACUACUGCAGAUCAGAUUCAAGUGGUCAGCUCAGUUACGACAACUCUUGAAAAUUUCUCUUCCUGGAGGAAAACAAAUCUUCUUCCGAGAAAGCCACAUGACAAUGCCCAGCUGUUAACGAAUAUGGAUUUUGAGGGAACGACCGUUGGAUAUGCUUAUAUCGCCGCCUUGUGCAGUGAUGAUUAUUCCGCCGGUGUAAUCCAGGAUUCUGCUACUUCUGCUAUGUUAGUUGCAAUAACCUUUGCACAUGAACUGGGACACAACCUGGGGAUGGAACAUGAUACCAGCGAUUGCACCUGCUCUGCUAGUACUUGCAUCAUGUCGGUCUCUGUCAGCUCCACUACCCCACUGAAGUUCAGUUCCUGCAGUCUCAAGAAUUAUGAGCAGUUUCAAAUGACACAAAUGCCUAUGUGUAUGAGAGAUGUUCCCCAGCUAAGCUCUAUCCAGGCCCCACCUGUGUGUGGCAAUAUGUUUACCGAACAGGGGGAAGAUUGUGACUGUGGAACAGCUGCGGAAUGCACAAAUACAUGUUGUGACGCUGCCACCUGCAAACUUAAAGCAACUGCCAAGUGUGCAGAGGGCGAAUGCUGUAAAGCUUGUCAGAUUGAAAAAGCUGGAGUUGUGUGCAGAGCCAGCAAAGAUGAUUGUGAUCUUUCUGAUUUGUGUAAUGGAAGCUCACCUUUAUGUCCUGACCGCUUCAAGAUGAAUGGCUACUCUUGCAAGACUAACCAGGGGUACUGCUACAAUGGAAAGUGUCAGAACCACCUAAGUCAAUGUGUAGCACUAUGGGGAACCGCAUCUACGGUAGGCACAGAUUCCUGUUUUCAAGUAAAUACGUAUGGUAUGGAGUACGGAUAUUGCACGAAGUCUGAUGGCAAAUUCAUUGCGUGUGCACAGAAAGAUGUGAAGUGUGGAGUGUUGUUUUGCAUUGGUGGCACUGAAAAACCAACAAUUUCUGCUAGUUACAUUACGUAUGGGACCUGCAGAGGUGUCAUAGGUUCUAAAGGAAUGGUCCAGAACGGGACUAGAUGUGGAGAUGGACUGGUUUGCAGCAAUGGAUAUUGCAUUACUCCUGAUAGUGCUUAUGCGACAGCUGAAUGUUCUACAAAGUGCCCAGCACAUUCGGUGCAGCUUCACAGUUACCUGUAUGCAAAGGUGUUUGACGAAAAAGCAUUCUGGUUUGUGACCAUGAGAAGAAAUGUGUGUGUGAAGUGGGCUGGGUCCCACCCAACUGUAGCACUGCCGUAUGAACCAUCUGAAGCUUCACAGAAAAUCCUCAUCAGUUGCUCUCUAGAAGUUUCGCUCUCAGCUUGGGUUCCUUUCAGAAAUGAAGUACGGAUUGAAUCUAGAAGCUAG
Messenger RNA from Bombina bombina (fire-bellied toad), 2298 nucleotides. Its product is annotated as zinc metalloproteinase-disintegrin-like batroxstatin-2. Gene Ontology annotation, cellular component: plasma membrane. Gene Ontology annotation, biological process: proteolysis. The transcript is spliced from 20 exons. The record is from RefSeq and is a predicted model, not a curated record. Gene Ontology annotation, molecular function: metalloendopeptidase activity. Bases 1 to 2298 code for a protein of 765 amino acids. NCBI's taxonomy places the organism in Eukaryota, Metazoa, Chordata, Amphibia, Anura, Bombinatoridae.